Molecule: messenger RNA, 1927 nt
Organism: Gloeophyllum trabeum ATCC 11539
Lineage: Eukaryota; Fungi; Basidiomycota; Agaricomycetes; Gloeophyllales; Gloeophyllaceae
Exons: 8
Coding region: 79-1707 (542 amino acids)
Source: RefSeq, a predicted model, not a curated record
CCUCUUUUCCUGAACUUUAGAAACGCUCGUCGUCGCUUUGCUCUGUAGUCUGCAUCGUAACCUCAGUGCAAUACUAACAUGCCCGAACUCGUCGCACACCGUAUCGUUCCUGGCGCGCCCCCGCCACCACCUGUGUCCAAGUCUCAGAAGAAGAAGCGUAAGACUGCUAAGAAACCCGGGGACGCGCCAGCAGAAUCUCCUGUAGCUGUGCCCGACGCGACAUCCGCUGCCCUCGUCGACAAGGCUCCUACCGAAGCGGAUGUGAGAGAGGGAUCUGUCGCGCCGGAGCUGGUAGCUAAACCUGAAGACGGUACCCAACCAAAUGAACCUUCGAAGCCGGCUCCGUCUGUGGAGCUUGUGCACAAGAGGAUAAAACACGUUGGCAAGAAGAUUGCUCGAAUAAAUACAUACUCUUCCAAACCUCCUGAAGAGCUCAAUGAAGACCAGAGGCGUACGUUAAAGACUCUGCCCGGUCUUGAAGCAGUUCAGAAAGAACUGGAGGAGGUUAAAAAGGCUCUUGAGGCUCUGGAGCUGGAAGAGGCUCAAGAAGAGGCCUUGAGGCGUGCCGAGGCCCGAAGAGCUGAAGAGCAGCGCAUAGCCGAGGCCAUCGCGUCCACGGAGAGGGAGUUCAUCUCUAGAACCGCUGAUAUGCUGGCUUUCCUGCGCUUGCCUAACCUGCUAUCGUCUGGUCACCCUUCUGCAUUGGCUUUGAACCUUGAUGAUACCGAGGGGACCGCUGUCUACUCUGCCACUGAAGUUCUACUGGGAGAAGAUAUCGACGGCAAACAUCAUAUCCUCAAUGGUCUGUACUCAAGUGAAGGAGAAUUCAACGGUGUAGCAUUCUCUCGACUACUUGAGAUCACCAGGACUUAUCUCAAUCCUCCAGUCGCCCCAUCCACUGUUCCCGAUGAGGUGGACGCCAGUUCGGUAGCGCCCGUAUCUGAGGUUGGCGUCAAUGGACAUGUACCGGAGCCUCAGGUUGGUGUUGCGGGCGUGCCUUCAUUUGCUCCUACAGGUGGUUUCCAUUUCAUGCAAGAUAGUGAAUUGGAGUCGCCGUCCUUUGAACCCGAGGAAUCUUCAUGGACAGUGGUGCCAGAGCCUGUCGCUGAAACUGCGCCGGAGACCCACGUAGAAGAGGUUGUAGAAACUGUCGAGACUGUCACCGGCAACGGCGACGUCGUGGUGGAAGAGACUGUCACAGUCGCGGUAACCACUGAGGAGCCGGCUGCGCCUGCGGCUGACGAGGGGGUUAACUGGGCAGACGAUGAGGAAAGUGGUCUGCCAUCACUAGCCGGCUUACACGCCAAGUUCGGUACGUCAGGCACCGGGACUCCUGCUGAGGCUACUCAGCCCGUGGAGGCUGAGGUCCCCUCAGGCGGGCCUCAUGCGAACGGCGUCAAUGGCGUACCGCAGCCCCGUGAGGACGGCUUUGUGCCUGCGCGAGGCGGGAGAGGCAGAGGUAGGGGAUUCAGGGGCGAUCGAGGCGGAUUCAGAGGAAGGGGAGGUGACAGGGGCGGCUUCCGCGGUGAGCACCGUGGUCGUGGCGGAUUCAGAGGGGGGUUCAGAGGCGAGGGAGGUGAGAGAGGAGGUCCUAGGGGAGGGUACCGCGGAAGGGGUGGCGGAGACGGGGAGUGGAGAGGUGGCCGCGGUCGCCCUCGUGGUGACAGAGGAGGUUUCCAUGAAGCGCGAGGCGCCCCGCCGGCGUAAUAACCUGGCGGUAAAAGGGCAUCACUUGCCCACAAACAGUGUUACCGUUCUGAGCCUUGCUUUCCGCCCGCUUGGACCUUUUAUGCUGUCAAGUUUCCGACUCCUGUACAUACGCACAGUCGCAAGUCUCUUGCAAUUGAGCCAGCUAUCCUUAUUUCAAUUAUCCAUCCUGGCCAAGCUGAUCGAACCGGGUUUAGACUGCAUUUGAUGCCCAUCACAG